AUGGCCAACCACCCACUGCUCCACAGACAGUACUACACCACAGAGAAGCUCAAAGCCAUGAGCAAACUCAUGCUCAAGGAGCCAACUCACUUUGAUGCAGAUGCGGCUCUGAUCCAGGAGGACAUGGAGGGCGACAGAGUGGUACUAUUCAGUCAGUUCACCAUGAUGCUGGACAUCGUGGAAGUGAUGCUGAAACAUCACAAGCAUCGUUACAUCCGACUGGAUGGAUCUACACCCAUAGCCGACAGGAUUGUGUUGAUUGAUGAGUUCAACACGGACCCUGAAAUAUUUAUUUUCCUGUUGUCAACUCGUGCUGGUGGCCUGGGCAUCAACCUCACGUCAGCUAAUGUCGUUAUUCUACAUGACAUCGACUGCAACCCCUACAAUGACAAGCAGGCAGACGACAGGUGUCACCGUGUGGGACAGACCAGGAUUGUGAAGGUGAUUAGGCUGAUCAGUAAGGGCAGCAUAGAGGACUGCAUACUGCAGCUGGGACAGAGGAAAUUAAAGCUGGAGCAGGACAUGACUGCUGCUGAUCAGGGUCAGGACUCACAAGCACCUGGACAUGCAUACCUUUUCUCAAAUGCAUGA
This is a messenger RNA of Pleuronectes platessa (European plaice), 591 nucleotides long. RefSeq names its product SWI/SNF-related matrix-associated actin-dependent regulator of chromatin subfamily A containing DEAD/H box 1B-like. NCBI's taxonomy places the organism in Eukaryota, Metazoa, Chordata, Actinopteri, Pleuronectiformes, Pleuronectidae. The coding region runs from base 1 to 591 and encodes 196 amino acids. Gene Ontology annotation, cellular component: nucleus. Gene Ontology annotation, molecular function: ATP-dependent activity, acting on DNA; chromatin binding; DNA binding. The record is from RefSeq and is a predicted model, not a curated record. The transcript has 5 exons.